Molecule: messenger RNA, 602 nt
Organism: Coregonus clupeaformis (lake whitefish)
Lineage: Eukaryota; Metazoa; Chordata; Actinopteri; Salmoniformes; Salmonidae
Product: PCNA-associated factor
Exons: 4
Coding region: 119-460 (113 amino acids)
Biological process (GO): regulation of cell cycle; translesion synthesis
Cellular component (GO): nucleus
Molecular function (GO): chromatin binding
Source: RefSeq, a predicted model, not a curated record
CACAUUCGUCAUUUAAACCCAGGCGGGAAAGUACAAUUAACGUUGGGCUCUCGUGAAGUCUACGUUGAAAGUGUAUGUCCCGCUUGUAUCAGUUUGUAGGGUGAAAAAUUUGAACAACAUGGUGAGGACGAAGGCAGACAGUGUCCCCGGAACUUACAGAAAAGCUGUGGCUGCAUCUGCACCCAGGAAGUCAUUGGGUGCCUCGAGUUCUGCAAAUGCAUCAAGCAGCUCUCAAGCAGGCACCCCUGCAAAGAGUAAAUUUGCUGGCGGGAAUCCUGUGUGUCCUCGGCCCACCCCAACUUGGCAAAAAGGCAUUGGGGAUUUCUUUGGUGGGCCCGGCUGGAAGCCUGAGAAAGAGAACCAGCUCCCCCAGUCAGAUGAUGAAGAGGCCGGAGGUAGUGGAGUGUCCAAGGCAUCCAAGAAAUCCAGACCACUGCCUGGUGAAGACGAUGAUGAAUGAGCUUAGCCAAUGGUGUCCCAAUUGAAAAGCCAUUGCUUCUAGUACUCGAAUGGGCUGGCAGAUUUAAUGUAUAUCUUUGUAUAUAAUUGAUUAAUUCGUGGUUUUUGUACAGAAGUUAAUAAACCCUUUUUUGUAUGCAUGA